CUUUCCCAUCUCACGGUCACGGACGGUCUUGCUCCCGGUUCCCACCUCAUCUCCUUCCCAGUUCCCACACGCGCGGGCCGCGUCCCGUCCCGGCCGCCGGCCGUUGCCCGCCAAAGCUCCGCACUAGGUCCCCCAGCCUCCCCGGCGCCGUCCGAAGCCCUCCAAAGCUUCGCACCUCGCCUUGGCGCCGGCCGUAGCCCUCCGAAGCUUCGCCUCAGCCUCCCCGGCGUCGUUGCGCCUUCCCCGGCCGCCGGCCGUCGCGCGCCGAACCUUCGCCCGGGCCUCCCAGGCGCCGUCGCGCCUCUCCUCGGUCGUCAGACACCGCUCGCCCCAAGUCUCCGCCCCGGCCGCCGAAGCUCAGGCGCAAGACGAGAUGGCAGGCCUCGAACGGCCCCGCCGCCGCCCUCCCCCGGACCCCGUCGCCGUGCUCCGCGGCCACCGCGCCGCAGUCAACGACGCCUGCUUCCAUCCCUCCCUCCCACUCCUCUUCUCCGGCGCGGCUGACGGGGAGCUCAGGGCCUGGGACACCGCGAGCCACCGCACCGCUUCCUCUGUGUGGGCUCAUGCUGGGUCCGCGGGAGUGUAUUCUGUUGCUGCUGGUGCUGGACUUGGGAAUAAGAUCAUCAGCCAAGGCAGGGAUGGGACUUGUAAAUGUUGGGUGAUUGAAGAAGCCGGGCUUUCACGGAAGCCCCUAUUUACUGUCAAAACAAGCACAUAUCAUUUCUGCAAGAUGUCACUCGUGAAGUCUUCUUUAACACAUGCCACAAAAUCCGGCUCAACCUGCUCAGCUAGCGACGUAGAGCCAAAAAGAUUGUCAUCUGAAAAUACAGAAUGCCAUGGUGUAAACCCUGCAGUAGCCCCUCAAGAACAUGAUCAAUGCACUACCUCUAAUGGGCAUAAUAUGUUGGCAAUUGCUGGCGAAGAAUCGUCCCAGGUUGAGCUUUGGGACAUUGCAAGUGCUAGAAAGAUCGUAACUUUGCCCCAAACAUGUAGCACUGAUACGGCAAAUCAUCCUACUAAGAAAAAAGGACUAUGCAUGGCUGUGCAAGCUUUCAUCCCACAUGAAUCUGCAGGCUACGUAAAUAUCUUGUCAAGUUACGAAGAUGGAAGCACUCUUUGGUGGGAUGUACGAAAGCCUGGGUUACCUUUAUCUUCAGUGAAAUAUCAUUCAGAAUCAGCUUUAUCCAUUGCUAUUGAUGGGUUUUGCAAUGGUGGAAUCUCAGGAGGUGCUGAUGAUAAAGUAGUCAUGUUCACGCUUGAUCAUCCAAAGGGUGCAUUUAUUCUUAGGAAAGAAAUAGAACUUGAGCGACCUGGUAUAGCUGGCACAGCGAUUCGGCCAGACAACAAGAUCGCUGCAACCGCUGGCUGGGAUCACAGGAUUCGAGUGUAUAACUACAACAAAGGAAAUGCUCUAGCCGUGUUAAAGUAUCACAGUGCUUCGGCAUCUGAUACUUUCUUCCUCUUCACAGUGCAAUGCCGUGACUUUCUCAUCUGACUGCAAGCUUAUGGCUUCCUGCUCGGCGGAUACGACGGUUGCAUUGUGGGACCUCUAUCCCCCAAAACCCCAAAACAAAGUGGACAUCACAAAAACAGAUGAAGCCUCCUGGUAGCUCAGUUGGGCCUUCAGUGCUGAAUGUGGUUUUUGCUUGUGUAUAUUACUCCGGAGUAUCCGCUCACCAGUUUCCAUGUAGUUUGGGCCUCCUGUUAAAGUCCCAUUGUUCUCCUGUGCCGGAAUUUUGGGUCUUCCGUGCAGCAGUGAAAAAUCUGAACUUGCUGCAACCGAGUAAGCGAUUUAUUUUUUUUUCGCAAAGAAAAGAGUAGUUAUGAAGUGCCAAAAGGAGCAGAUAAAGAACAUGUAUGUAACUGUUGUUCGGAACGCUUCCCUUAGUUUCUUUAUUUAUUAAUUCUCUGAAAUUCUGAUCGGUUUCGUGGAA
Molecule: messenger RNA, 1934 nt
Organism: Sorghum bicolor (sorghum)
Lineage: Eukaryota; Viridiplantae; Streptophyta; Magnoliopsida; Poales; Poaceae
Product: protein DECREASED SIZE EXCLUSION LIMIT 1
Exons: 13
Coding region: 374-1495 (373 amino acids)
Molecular function (GO): protein binding
Source: RefSeq, a predicted model, not a curated record